AAUAAUAAACACACGUUUCGCUAAAUACCGAUGUGUAUAAAGUUGAAUUUGAUAGCAGUGAUUCCUUAUUGCGUUUCCGCAGUGCGUGGACUUAUCUUUCAAUACAUUUUAUUGCAGAAUCCGCAUUUACGUGAAUCUGAUGUUGGUACUUUUUAAAGUGUGCAAUUAACAGAACAAUUCAAAUUCAAACUUGAGGACAAUAAAUUAAAAAUGGAUAGAACCCAGAACGUCACGGAAGACUACAGCUUCACCUCGAUUAAACCAGUUGAUGGAGAGCUGAUAAACAUUGAUCCAUCGUCUGGAUAUGUACAAAAUCAGUUAUUCCUGAUUUUUUAUUCCCUCAUCGGUGCCAUAGCCCUUUUCGAUAAUUUUAUGAUUGUGUAUGUUGUUGGAACCAACAAGAAAAUGCAAAAUUUUGUACACAUUUUGCUGGCGAAUAUGGCUGUAGCAGAUUUUCUUUGUGCGUUCACUUACUUCACAGGACUUCUUGCGUGCUCGGACGUUGUCAUUUCAGGAACGGGGAGCAAUAUGUGGUGUCUGGCUAAUAAGACAGUGUGGUUGAUUACGUUUCAGGUGUCGUCUGUCACAAUGUUUGCUGUGGCUUUGGAUCGUUUCACCGCAGUCUUCUUUCCUUUCGUUCAUGUUCAGAAAGUUAAACACCAUCCAAUUCGUCGUGUCACUAAAUCUAUCAUUGCUAUUUGGCUUGCUGCUACAGCUUUGGUUGUUUUUACAGCUCCCAGUCUUGCUUAUCAGAGAUAUUUUUCCCCGAAUGGCAGACUCAUUCAUUGUGAACUCGCCAAAGCAUUUGAUAUCUUCCAUUUACGCGAUGAAAAGUCACAGAAUGUGUUGUUGAUUGUCGCAAAUUUGGCUCAUUUUUGGGUACCAUUCUUAAUAAUCAGCGUAGUAUAUGGGGCAAUUGUUGUAAAAGUGUGGAAACGUAAACUCGACGACACCACUACGCUAGGACAAAAAGACGCAAUCUUACUCCAAAAAUGGAGAACUAUUAGAAUGAUCAUUGCAGCUGUUGUAGUUUUCAUCAUUUGUUGGUUGCCAUUCUUCGUCGUUAAUAUUUACUAUUUCGUCAAAGGCUCUCAACACAAAAGACCCUGCACCGAAUCAGUGUCAUUUCUGAUUGUUAUGUGGUUGGCAUUCAGCAGUUGUUGCUGGAACCCCAUUAUCUAUUGGAUGUACAACGAGUCUUACAGAAAGGGUUUCUCUGAUCUCCUAAAAAUAUUUAGAAAAGUGUUAAAGAAGGAUGUUGAACUUAAGGAUAGACAGAACAAAAUUGCAACCAUUUCCAAUGGGAUAACGAAUUAAAAUCAACGAUCGGUAUGGUUUUAAAAAAAAAUCGUAAAUACGUAAGGAAAUGAGGAAGUACCCCUGCGAAUCAGACCCUGAUUAAUAAGUUUCGAAGCAAAAAUCAAAA
Bradysia coprophila is the source of this 1426-nucleotide messenger RNA. RefSeq lists its product as uncharacterized. The record is from RefSeq and is a predicted model, not a curated record. Lineage: Eukaryota; Metazoa; Arthropoda; Insecta; Diptera; Sciaridae.